Molecule: messenger RNA, 5127 nt
Organism: Xenopus laevis (African clawed frog)
Lineage: Eukaryota; Metazoa; Chordata; Amphibia; Anura; Pipidae
Gene: katnip.L
Product: katanin interacting protein L homeolog
Exons: 28
Coding region: 137-4969 (1610 amino acids)
Cellular component (GO): cytoskeleton; axoneme
Source: RefSeq, a predicted model, not a curated record
CUGAAAAUCGGCCUUUUGAUUGGUCAGCGUUAACUUUGCUAUUGGUUAGCCGUCUUGCAGCUAGGUAACCAAGGCAAACAGUGAGGUUGGAGGUGUUUCGUUCUGUUUGGGAACUAUAGUUAUAUGUGGCGUUAUAAUGCACGGUAAAUCUUUGGGGAGUUCAAGAAAAAAUGAUUCCAGAUCAAAGAUAAGACAAGAGAAAGAAAGUAAUAUUGACUUUGAUGAGAAACAUGAUGAAUAUCUCAUAAAUCUACAACAAAGGAACAGAGCACUCAACAAUUCCAAGGCUAAGGAUGCCACGCAGAUCAAACUGCAACAUUUAGAAGAAGGCUUUUCUCUGUACCUGAAUGGAGCAAAUGCUGAUUUAAGAAAGCAGCAGAGCACUCAAGAUUUAGCAAGGGAAAGUUCAAAAUCAUCCAAAAUUCCUGAUGAUGGCUGUUCCCAUCUUCCAGGAAGGAGAAGUCAGACAGCACCAGGAAAGAUUCAAAGGAAAGCUUGGGUUCAGAACUCCAUACAAAUUAAAUCUGAAAGGGGAUCUCGCGUUUAUAUUGGUCCAAACACAAAAUAUUCAGAGGAUUUCGAAAGUGACGAUGAUAUGAAUGAAGACCAAGCUAGUGAUCAGUAUAAGUAUUUUACAGACUCUGAAAAGAAUGUUCCACAAGGACCUGGGAAAAAAAGACUGGUUUUAGAUGCCAGUGAUGUUAAGGCAUUAAGAGAGAGUCUGGAGAUAAGUCUGUGUCUGCAGCAGGAUUCUAAAUACAGCUUAGAUGAUGAUGAUGCAGACUUUGUGGAAGAGGAAUUAAUAGAAUGUGAAACUCCAGAGUUGGAUGCACCUUCUAAAACUCAGCUGGAGUCCAAACAUCAAGCUUUUGGACAUCAAAGGCUGCUUCCUGGAGAUUUUGUUGUUUUAGAGUUCAACGCAUUAGAUAAAAAAGAUGGGAGAAUGUUGACUGCUAAAAGAAAAGAUAAUUCAGAAUUUUAUAUCCCCACUAAGCCUGUCAUGGUGAAAAAUAAAACACCAAGACUGAAAUCCUCAAGUUUCUCCAGUAAAGAUUCCUUUUUUCCGAGACCAGAAAGCCGGCAAGAGAUACUACUGCCUACUCCCAGAAGAAGUAUUUCAGAAAAUAAAGAUUCAAGACCCUCUGUGUCUACAGUUGUAGAUGCCAUUAACAAUGAAAAUGAGGCAAUUACCAGAGCUGUUUCAGAUGGUAAAACCGAGAAGAUGACUUCUGGUCCUUCAGGUAUCGGUGAAGGUGUUGUUACCAAAGCCAUUGAGAAAAUCAACCUUAUGAAAAUAAGUCAACAGAAGAAAUUACUGAAAGUUCUCCAAGACAUUGAUAAUGAUUCAUCUACAUACAGUAAUUCAGAAGGAGAGAUACUAAAAUGGGAUUCGGUCUAUUUGGAGCCAGCUGCAAAAGAUGUGAUUUGUAUCACAGUAGAAAUUCUGUCUAACUGGGGAAAUCAGUACUACAUUGGUUUAACAGAAAUUCAGUUUUUUGACCUGAAGAAUGAAGAAAUCUAUGUUUCACCUCAUGAUGUAGACAUUAGGAAUGUGGAUGUACCUGGAGAUCCUACCUGCUUAGUCAACGGUAAAACUCUGACCACAAAGGAACAUUUCAUGUGGACUUGUCCUUUCCACCCUCCUGUGCAGUUGUACUUUAUUAUCCGCAAUGCUACUAAAUCUGGUGAUUUUGACAUAAGCAAGAUGAAGAUAUGGAAUUAUAACAAGGCACUCAGCGAUCUUGAUAUUGGUGCAAAGCUUGUCAAAAUAUACAAAGACGAAACCCUUGUAUUUGAUGGGCUUUUAGCUAAAGGAAGUGGAAACCAAGAUUUUGAUUAUAGUAACACUAUUGAUUUGCAUUCUGGCCAAAUAAAAAGCUCAUCAUUUAUUUCUGAUCAGUUCUCUGAUGAAACUCAAAUCUCAAAUUCUCUGGGUGCCUCCAAUAAUAUAGAACUCAAGCAUCAGAGUGAUGGUCUAGUUUACACUUCAGAACAACUGUCCAGUAUCUUGAGUGAAGGAUCGAACCAAGCAAAAACUAGUCAACAGAAAGAUUUACACUUUGAAAAUAACACUUCAAAAGGUUUAAGAACUUUUCAAGAUGAAGCAUUGAACAAAAGUUUCCAGCAUCUAGCCUUAACCAGUUCUUCAAUAAAUUGUCAGGAAGAUAUUACAGAAGGUGAAGUAGGAAUUAAAAUGAGCUACAAUAAAGAGGAACAUUCUAAAAUUAAUCAAAGUAAAGAUUUCAACACUAUGACAGCUGAACUGCAAAUGGUUAGUGCAACUUCAUCUAAAGAACCUCCUCCCUGCCCAUGGGAUGAUAAUGAUCUAACUGUAACAGACCAACUGGAAAGAACACCAGGAAGAAAAGAGUGCUCAUCUUUGAAUAGAUUUCCUCCUUGGUUGUCAUCAUCUUCCAACUUUCAGCAAAAGAGUCACAAUCAGCCAACAAAAAAUCAUUUGAAUGCUUCUUCCAGUACCUUUACCAACAAAAGAUCUGACCAAGAUAUCAACCAGUUUUUAGAUGAAUAUGUUAAAAGUUCUAAUACAUAUUCAAAUAAGAACUUUAAAAAUUGCAGCCAAAGCAAAAUGUUAUGCUCAUCUUCAAAGAUGGAUAAUGAAGAUGAUUUGGAAAACUUCAGUAACCAGAGCUCUUAUAAUUCUGAUCGUCCAGUUAGUGGUAGAAGAAAAACUGUUCAGAUGCAAGACAAAAGUGAAAAAUAUGAAGGAGCAAGUUUUCAUAAAACAAUUAAUCCAGUGGAUACUAAGAACCUGAGACCAAGAUGGCAAAAUGAUCAAGAAAAUAAUCUGUUGGAGUCGUGGACUUCUUUAAUAAAAUUUAAUAAGUCUCACCGUGGUAGAAUUUCCAAUCUCGAAUUUGAAGGAGAUAUUUUUGAUGAGUUUUUACAACAACAACAAAAGGCAGGAAAACAGUCUGAUUCCACAAAGAAUGGUUCUUCACUGAUGCCAAAAGGAGCAACUGAAAUCAACUUAGAAUCUGAGAAAGAGGAAGGAAGUAACUUUGAAAUACCUGUACUGCCAUAUGGACAACAUCUGUGCAUUAAAAUAGUAACUACUUGGGGAGACAGACACUAUGUUGGCCUUAAUGGGAUAGAAGUUUUUGCUUCUACUGGUAAACCUGUUGAAAUAUCCAGAAUUAGAGCAGAUCCUCCUGACAUCAAUAUUUUACCAGCCUAUGGCAAAGAUCCUAGGGUGGUAGUGAAUCUUAUUGAUGGCGUCAACAGGACACAGGAUGAUAUGCAUCUUUGGUUGGCACCUUUUAGUCCUGGAAAGUUACAUUUCAUCAACUUGGACUUUGUAGAGCCUUGUAGGGUGGCUAUGAUUAGAAUAUGGAAUUAUAAUAAAUCAAGAAUCCAUUCUUUCCGUGGUGUAAAGGAGGUUGAAAUAUUUUUAGAUAAUGAAUUAAUAUUUAAAGGAGAAAUUGCCAAGGCUUCUGGUACAUUAUCUGGAGCUGCAGAGCAAUUUGGUGAUACGAUUUUGUUUACAACUGAUGACGAGAUUCUUCAAGCAAUGUCUCUGUUUGAUGAAACAUUUUCUGAAGAGCUUAAGGCUACAGAAACUCCAACAGAACAUGAAAUUGACAGUCUUCGGCCAAGUACUGCAGAUAGUAUAAAAGAGGAAAGACCUUUUACACAAGCCGGUUUAAGUGAAAAAUUGCAGAGCAAUCUUACUGAUGUCUCAGAAAAUUACUCUGAUAAACUACCUGGGAUAUACAGUGGCAAAUGUCUUCUGCUUAGUUUCACAAUGACAUGGGGUGACCCACAUUACCUUGGUCUAACAGGAAUGGAAAUUGUGGGGAGAGAUGGCAAAGCACUGGCAAUCACCCUUGAUGCAUUAUCUGCAUGUCCUCAAGAUCUUAGCAUCCUGCCAGAGUACAAAGAUGAUUUGAGAACAUUAGAUAAACUUAUAGACGGUGUUAAUAUAACUAAUGAAGAUACUCAUAUGUGGCUGAUUCCAUUUGCCUCUGGAGCAGAUCACACCAUCACAAUUAAUUUUAAUAAGUCUGAGGAUAUUGCCGGGAUCCGUUUCUGGAAUUACAAUAAAUCUCCUGAAGAUACAUAUAGAGGGGCUAAGAUUGUUUAUGUUACACUAGAUGGACAUGCUAUUUCUCCACCUGGAGGGUUUCUUAUCCGUAAGGGGCCUGGCAACUGCCAUUUUGACUUUGCUCAAGAGAUUCUUUUUGUUGACUACAUACAUGAGCAACAAAUACUAGAGAAACAGUUAAGAAGCCAUUCAAAGUGCAUGGAGCUUGCUACAAUGGAUUAUGAGGCACCAUUGAUGCCAUGUGGCUUUAUCUUUCAGCUGCAGCUUAUUACCAGCUGGGGUGACCCAUACUACAUUGGCCUAAAUGGUCUUGAGAUGUACAGUGAACAUGGAGAAAAAAUCAACCUCACUGAAAACAAUAUUGCAGCUUUUCCAGAGAGUAUAAAUGUUUUAGAAGGAGUGUGUGGAGAUGUGAGAACACCCGAUAAGCUCAUUGACAAUGUAAAUGACACUUGUGAUGGAAGACACAUGUGGCUCUCACCGAUUCUUCCUGGCCUGGUCAAUAGGAUAUAUGUCGUCUUUGAUCAGCCAACUACAGUGUCCCUGAUAAAAAUGUGGAAUUAUGCUAAAACCCCACACAGAGGGGUGAAAGAAUUUGGUCUCCUUGUGGAUGAUCUCCUUGUGUACAAUGGCAUUCUAAAUCAAGUCGGUCAUGUAUCCCAUGGGAUCUUACCAACGUGUGAUCCUGUCAUUCCUUAUCAUACAAUUCUCUUUGCAAAUCCUGAGAAGUUUUCAGAAGCUGACAGAAGAACAGUCCUAUGUAACCAUGUGGAGGAUCAAGAUGUAAGGAUGAUGAAUGACAAUAAGAUCAUUGUCAGUUCCAAGAAGAAACAAGCUGCUGAUCCAGCUUUGCGUCCAAAAACAUGUCUAACUGAGAGAGGAAAUGGGAAAAACCCAAAAUUCUGAGGAUAAACGAUGGACCCUAGAUUGUAAUUUGUAACUAUAUUAAUAUUUUUAUUGUCAACAAAUAUUAUUAGAAUUAUUUAUACCGAAUAUGUACAAAGUUUUUAUAUGUUUCUUUGUGAUGUCAUUUAAAAAAAAUAAACUACAUUUUACAGACUGAA